ACCUGAUCAAAAAGAAAUAAAAUUAGGUUGUAAUAUUUAGGUUGACGACAAAUGUCAAAAACUGUGUCUUUCGAAUAAUAAAGAUGAAUCUUACAAUUUUAGUGAUAUGGUUUUCGAUCCUUAUCACCAGUGUUUCAGCUCAAGAUCCAUGGAAGAAAGAAUGUGUUGAUGGGUUUGAACUGCUUUUCUUCAAACAACGUAAAACUUACAACGAGGCAAAAUCUUCCUGUGAAGGAUUAAGAGGUUACUUGGCUAAAGUUGAUGAUGAGAGAAUAACGAGAGUCAUUAAUUCGUCAUUCCUCAUACAAGAUACUGUUAACACUUUUUACAUUGGAGGAAAUGACAUAGCUAUAGAAGGAGAUUGGAAAUGGCAGGAUGGUACUCAUGUGAUCAUGAGGGGAGAAGUGGGAUAUGAAAACUGGAAAUCGAAUCAACCAAACAAUGUUGGCAAUGAAGAUUGUUUGGCAGUUGGAAGAGAAACGUAUGAGUGGAUUGAUAUAUCUUGUGAUGAAAUCAUCUACUACAUUUGCCAGAAAGGAGGAGCAACGUUAUCUGCAGAAUCGUCGUCUAUUAUACAAUACAAGAAUACACAAACUUGCGUCAUCUCUUGGAUCUUAUCUAACAAGACAGAGACUGGUGAUUCAUAUACUGUGGAACUGAAUCUAACUUCAACCCUGGCUUCCUCACGAGAUUCAAACUUGAAGACAGACAUGAAACUAAUAAACGUGACGUCAUCAUCCGUGUAUUCGUUUCAACCAGAAUCAAAUCGUAACUAUUCCGCUUCAAUCAAAAUAUUCAGUUGUGAUGGAUUUGGUCAAGUUUUUUUUGUUACUGGCAUUUGUCUCGGAAAACCUAGAGCUCCCACAAAGGUUUUUCCGCCUGAUAGUUUUGAAGAUAACCUAGUUAGCAGAGUAUGUGGAUUCAAAAAACUCGGAAUACAAGCACCAGAUGAGACUAAUGGCCUUGUCAGUUGCCUAUUCGUACUUGUACGCACAAAUUUGAAGGAACACGACGUGCCUUCUCCUUGA
This is a messenger RNA of Styela clava, 1028 nucleotides long. NCBI's taxonomy places the organism in Eukaryota, Metazoa, Chordata, Ascidiacea, Stolidobranchia, Styelidae. The record is from RefSeq and is a predicted model, not a curated record.